AUGUGCACCAGCAAUGGUGAUGUGUUUGACGACAAACAGUGCUUUGUAUUCACUGAAUUUAAGCAUUAUGAUGAAGUCAUGGAGUUAAUAUCAAAAAUAAAAACCGAAGUACUAGACUCUAGUAAAAAAGAGUACUUGGAGGAUAAACUUGUCGAAAUAUUUAAUUUUUACCAAGAGCAGCCUCACCUCCUUGAUCCUCAUCUCGAGGGAAUGAUAUCAGCUUGUCUGGAUGUAGUACACUGCUCCGUUUCAAAGCCGGAGGUUUUCCAUUUCGCGUUCAGGAUUCUCUAUCAAAUGACUAAAACCCGUGGAUAUAAAGCUAUAAUUCGUCUAAUGCCACAUUCAGUGGACGAUAUUGAACCAAAUCUAAGUCUUCUCAUGGAACAAAAGGUUGGAACUGUAGAGAAUUGGAAGACUCGUUAUAUACUUCUUCUGUGGUUAUCAAUUCUGGUUAUGGUCCCAUUCAGUCUGAGCCGUCUGGAUUUACCUGACAAGAAGCCUAUUAUUGAGCGUGUAGUAGACCUGGCAAAAUUACAUUUGGCGCAAGAAGAAAGAACUCAAGAGGCCGCUGCCUACCUCCUUGCCCGCACCGUCACAAGACCAGAUGCAGUUCAUAUUCAGCUUCCUUUGAUAGUUUCAUGGCUAAUAAAAAGCCUUAAGUGUGAUGUUACUGUUAUUGAGAAUGAAAGGUUAGUAUGUGGCGUUCUCAGAUGUAUAGCUAAUAUAUGCAAACUAGGCCGCCGUACUGAACUUCUGCCACAUGCUAAUAGUCUACUGGAUGCAAUACUUCAAAUGUCAAAAGAUGGCUUUGUUGGAGUUCUUAUCUGUCAUCUUAAAACAAAAGUUCUCCAGAGAGUUGGAUUAUUAUUUUGCCCACCCUUGAACACAACAUGGCGGUACUAUCGAGGAUGUCGAUCAUUGCAGGACAACCUAGAUUUACGCUUAGCGGAUCAUGACAAAAAAGCGAAUUCUCCUAACAACUCAAAUGGUUUAUCAGUUGCAAAUCCGUUAUCAAAUGGAAAUGGCCAAAGUACUACUACUACUACUAUCACAGCUGAUAUUUCUGAUGGUUAUACAUCAAAUGGAGAUAUUGAAAUCUCUAAUAUAGAUGAAGUUGCAGAAGUUAUUGAUAACCUGAUUGGUUCACUGCGCAGUCAAUAUACCCAUGUCCGAUGGUCUGCAGCUAAGGGAAUUGGACGCUUAUGUGCGCGUUUAUCCAGUUCAAUGGUAGAUGAUGUCCUGUCGGCUGUAUUAGCCUUAUGUACAAAGUUGGAACCAUAUACUGCAUGGCAUGGAGCUUGUUUAACUCUAGCUGAGCUUGGUCGUCGUAGUCUUCUUUUACCUUCCAAACUUUCAGAAGUAGUUCCAGUUGUUCUGCGGGCUUUGUUUUAUGAUGAACGUUCUGGUGAUCACAAAUAUGGAUCAAAUGUUCGCGAUGCUGGUUGCUAUGUAUGCUGGUCAUUUGCUAGGGCAUAUCAUCCCAAAGAUUUUGAGAAGUAUGUAAUUCCUAUAGCUAGUGCACUGGUCCUAGUGAGCCUUUUUGAUCGAGAGAUUAAUGUUCGUCGAGCUGGAGCCGCUGCAUUUCAGGAAAAUGUCGGUCGACAGGGUCAGUUUCCACAUGGGAUAGAAAUUCUAACCACUUGUGAUUAUUUUAGCGUUGGAAGUCUUCAUCGUUGUUACCUUCAGUUGAGUACAUUUGUGGCUAAAUACAAAGAAUAUGUAAGACCUAUGAUUGACCAUUUAGUCAGUGUUCGCCUUGGACACUGGGAUGAUUCAAUUCGAUAUUUGGCUGCUUGUGCCUUAGGCAGUUUGUGUUCAUUUGAUUCAAAUUAUAUGAUGGAAAGUGUUUUACCUCAGUUAAUUAUUGAUUCAUGGAAAUCUACAUUACACACUCAACAGGGAUGUUUAUUUGGUACCGGAGAAUUGGUAUAUGCUUUGUCUAGUUAUGGAAUAAGUGAAGCGAAUUUGUCCGGCAUUAAAGAAAUUGUCCCUAUAUUAAUACAAAAAAACAAAUUUCGUGGCUUAAGUGGUGAGUUGAUUCGUAGAGCAACCAGUCAUCUUAUUCAAAAGUGUUCAUUGGCAAAACUUCCACUGUAUGAUGAUCCAGUGAUAGAAGUUUGGCGUGAAUUCUUGGACGAUUGCAUUAGGCACAAGACUGCUGAUGUACAGAAUGCUGCAGUAAAUGCAUAUCCAUGUUUCCUGUCAACCUAUUUGUACAGUCGAAACGGUGAACUGAAGACCGACUAUCAAGAUCUACUCUAUAAACACUUCAUGCUCCAGUUAACUACUAACUGUGAGUCGACGUUGUCUGGCUAUUUACAAGUUAUUAGUACUUCUCCAUGUAGUCUGUAUACUGGACAUGUUGCUGAGUUGUUGGAUAAAGUGAUUAAAGCCUGUCAACCAACUGCACAAACACAAUAUUGGAUUAAUUCUCGGCAAUCAGCUUUAAAAGCUCUUGUUGCCAUUCCAAAAAAUCUUGGACGGAAUCAUCAAGAACUAGACGUUCAUCUUUUGAAAUCUAUCCUGCCUGUGUUACUUAACUCUUUAUCCGAUUAUUCAACAAAUUCUAACGGGGAUGUAGGUUCUCUUGUUCGCGUAGUUGGAAUGCAGUGUUUGGGAUCAUAUAUUGAUUUUCUGGUGAAUAGUCAAUACACAAGUUCUAUUGGCUCAGAUGUAAUGGAAGAAACGAUGAUCAGCAUAGCACAACAAGCUGUGGAGAAGAUAGACAGAACACGUGGUGUGGCUGGACAAGUAUUUGCUUCUUUGCUUCAUCACGACCCUCCUAUAGAUACAAUGCCUCGUUUACAAGAAUUGAAACAAAUUUUUCCCAGGUCGAUAUGUGAUGACAUGAUGUGGAGUUCAGCUACUGCAACUUUUCCACUAUUCAUAAAAUUAUUAGAUUUUCCAGAAUAUCGUUACAAUUUAAUUUUGGGUUUGCUAGUUAGCAUUGGUGGACUAACAGAAUUAACGCUUCGACGGAGUACUGAAGCUUUAAGUACAUACUUACUUGAUCAUGAAACGAACCAACCGUUUAUCACUGAAAUUUUAGAAAUUGUACAACGUAUUUUGGAAUCUCAUUCUGGAGAGGAAAGGAUUAUUUUACCUCUAUUGAAAUCUCUGGACUUUUUAUUGAAUGAUCCAAUCAUUAGUUCGACAACUGAUAAAGAAAACCCAGUUCUUUUGAAAUUAACUAAUGGCACAUGGAAUGAGAUUAGAAAAACAAAAAAUAUACCACGUAUCAAAAGUGGAAUUGAUGUACUUGCUGGGAUGUUACAAUUUGAUGGAGUUGUUCGAAAACGUGCUCUAACUCUGAUGAUGAUUACUUUGGGAUAUCGUUAUCCAAUUAUACGUAAAGCAACAGCGACUGAAUUAUACGAAUGCCUUUUGGUAUAUGAAUUGUGUCAACCUGAAUUGUCCGAUCAGUUAUCAUCUCUACUGACUGAAACGAUAUGGGAGUCGGAUCUGUCAAUAGUACGGCCAAUACGUGAUCAAAUCUGUGAUCUGCUUCAAGUUCCUGUUCCAAAAGCUGUUAGCGUUAAUCAGAAUGAAUAA
Molecule: messenger RNA, 3552 nt
Organism: Trichobilharzia regenti
Lineage: Eukaryota; Metazoa; Platyhelminthes; Trematoda; Strigeidida; Schistosomatidae
Source: the annotation of a GenBank genome assembly